Messenger RNA from Gymnogyps californianus (California condor), 3188 nucleotides. It is a transcript of the gene MAEL, whose product is annotated as maelstrom spermatogenic transposon silencer. The record is from RefSeq and is a predicted model, not a curated record. Gene Ontology annotation, molecular function: sequence-specific DNA binding. Gene Ontology annotation, cellular component: P granule; nucleus. The transcript has 12 exons. Gene Ontology annotation, biological process: piRNA processing; negative regulation of DNA-templated transcription; spermatogenesis. Lineage: Eukaryota; Metazoa; Chordata; Aves; Accipitriformes; Cathartidae. The coding region runs from base 26 to 1267 and encodes 413 amino acids.
UCGUCGUCGUCGUCGGUCGUCCGCCAUGGCGCACCGCAAGGGCUCCCGCAGCCCCUACUACUUCUUCGUGCGCGACCAGCUGCCCGAGCUGCAGCGGCGCGGGCUGCCCGUGACCCGCGUGGUCGACGCCGUCCCCUACUGCUCCCAGGCGUGGGCGUUGCUGACUAAGGAAGAAAAGAUGGCAUAUACAGAGAAGGCUCGUAAGUGGAGUGAAAAGAAAUGCUCUCAGAAGACAGUGAAAGAGACCUGUAAUCUGGCUCAUCCGGUUCCUGCUUGCCUGACCACAAAGAUACCCAGUGUUACUUCUCUUCCAGAUGCCUCUGUUAUGUCUUGGAAGAAUGAUCAGGCUGUGGUUGCAGACAUCUUCUACUUCCUGAACAUUUACAGCCAUGGUAAGCUGCCGUCCCACUGUGAACAGCGCUUCCUUCCUUGCGAGAUUGGGUGUGUCAAGUACUCCCUACAGGAUGGCAUAAUGGCUGAUUUCCAUCACUUCAUAGAUCCAGAAGUGCCACCACGCGGUUUUCGGUACCACUGCCAGGCUGCUAGUGAUGCCACUCAUAAGAUCCCUGUAUCUGGAUUUCAUCUUUCACGUACUUGUUACGCAGUUGUCUUACGGGAACUUCUUGAAUUUGUCCAGCCAGCCAGAGGUGUUCGGCCUCACUUUUACUGCAGGUCUAAUGACAGAUUCCGAAUUAACUGGUGUCUCAAUCGAAUGGCUAGCAUAACAGCUAUAGGCAUUGAGAGCCAUCUGGAGCUUCUUGCUGUAGAAGACCUGGUAAUAGGACUGUACCAGAAGAAAUACCAGAAGGAGCCAUCCAAGACUUGGGUGUGUAGAGAACUGGAUGUCUUCCUGUGGGAUUUCUCCAGUAAUACCAGGUGCAAGUGGCAUGAAGAGAACGAUAUACUCUGCUGUGCUUUGGCAUCCUGUAAGAAAAUUGCUUAUUGCAUCAGUAAAUCUUUAGCUAGUGUGUAUGGAGUCUCACUGACAGCAGCUCACCUACCUCUUCAAGACUCUGAUUAUGGUGAAAGCACAAAUACCAAGAUGGUGAUACUGGAUGCUGGACGUUUUCAGAAAAUGAACGCUGAGUGUUCUGGAUGUGACAGACAUUUCGCUUCUCCAAGUCAGGAUCAAGAGUUUGUCCCUUCUCAUUGUGAUUCUCCAUGUGGUGUGAAGACUUCAUUUUAUGGAACAAGUACCAUGCGAGGAAGAGGAAUUACUCGAUUGCUGAAAAGUGCAUCUGAUCUAUCCAAGUCUUUCAGUAAUUGAAAAAACUUUUUUAUAUCCAGGACAGCUGUAAAUUCUAAUUUUCUUUGUUUUCCUAAGGUAACCAGUAGUUUAUCCAGACUGCAGUUUCUCAUCUUAUGGGCAACCCUUGACAGUUCAAGUUCUUGUUAGAAUGAUAAAACUUUUGACUGGAUUUAAACACGACGAAAAUCUCGUUUAUUAUCUAUAGGAAGACUUAUUUUGAAGGGACGUGACAGUUGCAUCCUCUCUUUAAAAAUACGUGCCAUACUAGUUCUGUUUCUUAAUGGAAGGAGUGCAAAUUCAAGAUUGAUCAGUUGAUAUCAUUAGAUUAGAAGAAUUCUUUAGUGGCCAAUGUGACUUUAAACAAGUGCUUCAUUUCUUCUUUAAUAAUCUCCUUCCCCUCUUCUGCAUGUGGAAGACAGAAUUUCAGAGUAUAACAGUCUCUCCCCAAAAAAUGAUGGGGGGUGGCAUUGAAGGUAUGAAGGGCUGCACCAGGGGAAUGAAGGUGUAACAGUCUUAAAGGUUUGCUAUAAUCUGUCAGUUCUAGCCAUGAAGAAUUUGAGUGGUCAUUCAAGGCAAAAAAGCAGAAUUUCUAUGAAAUGUCUUGGAAGGAAUGUGGUGGCAAAUUUAUCCAUCUAUUAAUGUUCAUUUAGAGGCACAGGCUAUAUACAUCAGGAACAAGUAUAACAUACUUUUUUUUUUUUUUCUUCUUCCUUUGCAUCAGUUUUCUGUUUAAAAAAAUGCAUGUCCCUCAAACUUACAGACUGAAGAGGAGUGUAGGUGUUAUGGGGGUUUUUUGAAAGGAAUAUCAAAUUCAAACCGAUACAUUAAACCGCAGAUAUAAUUUCACAAGCUUUAGUCAGGCUGGGUAAAUACCACUCAUAAUUAUUUGAGGGCACAUAAAAACUGGGAGACUGUCUGAUGUAUCACUAGGAAGUUAGAUGUUCCAUUUUAUGGAGGUACGAGUCUUGGACUAGUCCCCAAAAAGUUGUCUGUUGUCUGAGCCUUGUCCUUAGACCAUGUGUCUUUAAGCAACUGAUUCUCAGAAAUAAGAGCUUAUUUUUGAGUUGUUUCUACAUUUUAUUCCAAUAGAGGUCCAGUUGUGAAAUACUAUUUCCAUAGCAACUAACUGUGAGAAGAUAUUUAUUUCACUCCUUGUAGAAACUGAAACUCAAAAUUAGGUAGUUCAUUCUUUUGGAUAAUAGCAAAAAAACCCAAACCACCCAAACCAACCAACCAAAACGCAAAACCCAACCAAAAUAAGAGGUCGACACAUUUAUGAAUAAACUUGAGCAUGCUGAUCAGUAUGUCAAAAAAGGCCAAUUGCUGGUUUAGUUGGAACCCUGUUACAGUUGCUGUAAGGCCAGUUGAGGCCCUUCCUCCAGUAUUACAGGAUCACUGAACCAUUUUGAUGCCUCUUACCUAACAGUUUGCUUAUAUCACUGAAUUUUCUUGAAUUAUUCUGUAUUUCCUUCCUUUGAGGCUGUUGUUCUACCUGCUAAAUUUCACCAGAUAAGGGACAAGAAACCUUUAAGACUGAGAUUUACCAGUGAAGCAUCUGGGAAUGUUGUAACAGAGUAAGAGUGUCUAUUUAGUAGUGGUAAAGGCUUCUUUGCAUUGGAAUAGAGUUGUUUGAGUUUUAAGUUUCUUAACUGACAGCCACUGCUGCACUGACAUUUCAAAACAUACAGAACUGUAAUCUUUGAAUUAUUUUCAGAGGUCAAUGUUGCAAUAAAAGUUUCAUGUUUCAGUUCUUAUGAAGAAGGUAAUUCAUUGUUAUUAAAAUAUUUUUUCAGUAUCAGUGUAAGUACACAAAUCUAAGAGAAUUUGUUACUAUGCUUAAGGUAUUAUAUAUCUUCAAGACUGAGAUAAAGAAUCUGAGCAGAAAUGGAGAAGUACAGAGUUAGGGUUCCAUGGCAUGUCUAUACCUUAUCACCUGUAA